AUGUUUGAAGGCAUUGCCUCUACCAUCAUUGUAAAAUUAUUGGGGGAUUAUAUCGAAAAUCUUGACAGUAAAUCACUUAAGAUUGCGAUAUGGAGUGGUAGUAUUAAUCUCACCAAUUUAACGCUCAAGGCUUCGGCUUUGGAUACAUUUGAUUUACCUAUAUCGGUCGUACAGGGAUGUGUUGGAAGUAUUGAUGCCUCAAUUCCUUGGCAAUCGCUCUCGAGCAGUCCUGUGAUUGCAAAAGUGAGUGAUGUUUUUCUGGUGGUUCAACCGAAAAAGUGUGAUCACUACGAUGAAAAAUCUGAGAAGGCACGAGGAUUGCUGGCCAAACAACGUGCUCUUCAAAAUCACGAACUAUGGAGAGAACAACAAGAGUUAUUGAAUGAAGCAGCAGGCUCAGAAAAGAAGGAGGAAAAACAAGGAGACACAUUCGUCUCUCGAUUGACGGAAACAAUUCUCAACAAUCUUCAAGUUGAAAUUUCAAACGUACAUGUUCGUUAUGAGGAUGGAUCUAAUCCAAAAAAUCGUAUUGUUUUUGGUAUUACUAUGGAAAAGCUCUCUCUCAAGAGUUGCAAUGAAAGUUGGGAGGAAGUAUUCAUCAAGACAGCUCAACAAGCGUUCUAUAAGAAAUUACUUUUACAAAAUUUGUCAUUCUACAUGAACAAUAACGAGGUGGAAUUAUUUUCCAAGUCUGGAAUGGAUACUAAAAAGUUUUCACUUCACAUGAGGAAAAUUAUCACGGAAAACAAAUUUUACAGAAGAUUUAUUGUGAGUCCAAUUAAUGGCGAAUUAAAACUCAUACUGCAAAAAGAAGACAAUGUAAAUAUUUGCCUCGACGACAGACAAUACAAAAAUUUAUUGUCUACUUUGGAAUACAUGACCAACUAUGCGAGAUUUGAAAAAUUUAGACAUUUACGACCUAAAAGUGACUAUAUUUCAAGCGAAAAACAAUUAUGGUGGGAAUAUUUAGUGAAUGCAGCAAAGGAUAUAGUGGAAAAGCAACAUUUCACUUGGGAACAAGUUGAAGAACGAAAAAAGGAUCGUAAAGAAUAUAUUGAACUCUUCAAGAGAACUAAGGAAUAUCCUUGGCAGAAAAAACUCUCGGAAUCUGAAAAGAAAGUCCUUCAAGAACUUGAGGACAAGUUAGAUUUUGACGAUGUACUCUUUUUCCGAGAGUUAGCCCACGAAGAAUUAAAAGUGGAAAAGGAGAAGAAUAAGCACAUGCUAGUUAAAAAAGAGAAAUCUGGUGGAUGGUUUUCUGGAUGGUUUGGAGGAGGCGGUACGAAAUCAUCGACAACAGCCAGCACUGGCUCAGAAGAAGAGCCUUCAUCACCUGUAGUGUUUGAAUUCACAGAUGAGCAACGUGAGGAACUUCACAAAACCAUCGGCUACAACGCAAAAGAAAAAUCUCAAUCUCUCGAAUUACCUGCUGAAUAUGUGGCUUAUCAAAUUAACUUUUUCCUAAAGCAAGGUGAGCUUAAAUUGAGAAGUGCUCGUGUGAAAAGUAGUGAUGCUGAAUCGGCGAUAGUGAAAGGUGCUUUCAGCAACUUUAGAACAGAGGUUGGAGUACGAGCUCAAGGCUCUGUCAUUGUACGAGUUACAUUGGAAGACUUUGAAAUAACGGAUCACUUUUCAGACGUGACUCAAUUCAAGCAAAUCCUUUCAAAACGAAAGGACUCUGGACAACUUGCUGAAGUACUUGUUGAAACAAAGCCUUUGGAUGGAGAGUCAGACUUGAAGCUUCAAGUAUUACUUCAACAAGUCGAUAUUGCUAUUAAUAUUCCACUUAUCCAAAAGAUUCUCUCCUUCUUUAUUAUUCCAUCCAAUCUUGAUUUUUCUACACUACAAAGUUUAGCAAUGAAACAAUUCGAAAAUUUACAACAGCAAGCACUCACUCAGUUGAAAGUUGCACUCGAAUCCAAGAUGAUUAUUUCUUUGGAUGUACUCAUUUUAGCACCAACAUUUAUUGUACCUAUUGAUCACAAAGAUGAGAAUUCAAAAGUUGUUUUACUAGAUUUAGGUAAACUGAAAUUCAAGAGUGACAUUGAUAAAAUUGAGCGAGCUAGAAGAAUUAAAAACGAAACCGUUGAAGAGAAGGACUUUUACGAUCGAUUUGAUAUAGAGCUUUCAAAUAUUCAAGCCAUGAUUACUGAUGUUUCCAGUUUUAGAAAUAACACCUAUUUAUCUACAGAGGGCUCAAAUAGUUUCCAAUUGGUGGAAAAAGUUAGUGUUGCUUUGAAAUUGGGCUUGCUCAUCACCAAUGACCCCAACUAUGCUGGAACAAAGCUCGAAGGAAGUGUUCCAAAUAUCAAGAUUAAUUUAUCACCAAUGGCCAUGAAUACUAUUAUCAAAGUCACCAAUAAUUUCCUUGUUCUGGCAGAUAAUCCCACAGGCAACAGCAAGGAAGAUGUAGAACUCAAAGGACCCAUGAAAAUCAAAUCUGAUCUUUUAACAGAAAGCCAAUGGAAAAAUUAUUGGGCUGAGCUCACAGAAAAUGGACGUUUAAUGCUCUACACGAACGAGAACGAUCUAAAAGCUGCUGGUUGUAUCAUUUUGAAUGAAAGAUCGGUGGAGUAUCACGAGCGUGAUAAAAAUCCAGAACUGAGUGCGUUACAGUGGUGUGCAGUAAUUCCACAAGACACAGGACCUACCACUGUCUAUUUUGAAGUUGAAAAUCAAAGUGUGUAUGACAAGUGGUUCAACCUAAUGAUCACUAAGAAUGUGAAUCGAAAACUUGUACUUGAUAUUACCAAUACAGAGAAUGUAGAAAAGGAGGAAGUACGACAAAAGAAAGUGAAUUUCAAAUUGAAGUUUAACCUUGGCGAGUUUUGUGCCUCCCUCGUAUAUAACAAGAAGGUUGAUAACACUGAAAACAGUCCAAUUAUUGAUUUGCCUCUCACUGACAUCAAAUUGCACGAUUUUUCUGUAGAUAUGGCGGUCAGAAAUUAUGAUAUGAUCAUGAACUUUGCUCUUAGAGCCUUCACUAUUAGUGACAAGACCACCCAUCUCACUGACAAGUAUAUUAUUACCUCAGACUUGCAAUCAGACAAACGGUUAGCAGAUUUGACGCUGAUACAAGUCAAUAAUAGGGAAUCUGAAUAUUACACCAGAAAUGCGGAUUUACUGUUGGACGUGACCUUUCACAAAAUGCUCUUCAAUUUUGACCCAGUUUCUCUCACUACUUUUCUAUUGUAUAUAUAUGAUGUUAUUGAAUUAACACAACAAAUUGAAUCAAGAGUUCCAACCAUUACACCAGCGGAGGCCAAGAAAUUUGUUGAAAAGAGAGAUAAGAAGAGGAACAAUCUAGAUUUACAUGCCUCACUCUCCGAAGUGAGCUUGGUGCUCGUAUUGCAAGACUAUUCUAAUUUUGCUACUGCCACAGUUGCCAAUGCAGAUGUUUCUUUCGCCAUGAACGAUGUUUCCUUAUAUGUGAAGGGAACUGUCGGCAAUUUGUUGGCUGUAGACAAUACCAACGACGGUACAAUCUACAGGGAAAUUGUUGGUCUUUCAUCCUCGAGUGAUAAGUCACUUAUUACCUUUUCAUAUCAUCAGAAUAAUGAACGUCCUGCUGAGUUGCUGCCCUCUCAACCUUACUACAACAAGUUUUUGAAGCUCGUACUUGAGUCUGUUAAAAUCGUCUAUUUGAACAGAAUUAUCAUCAGAUUGCAACAUUACAUGCAAAAUGGACCAUUAUGGGACGUGUUGGCAGCAGGUGGUAAAAAAGUUUCUGAAAUUUCUAAGGAUACUGUUGCAAAACAAUACGAAAGUUUAGAAAUGUUUAAUUUGGACGUGACAUUAUUGAACCCUCUCGUCCUUGCUCCAAUGGCGUACAACAAUCCAGAAUGCAUUGUUGGUAAUUUGGGUAAAAUCAGAGUUUCAAAUUCGCUUUUUGAGAGAAACAACUGCUGGUUAGAAAGUUAUGACAUUUCUUUCACUAAAAUGAAUUUACACACCAUAACAGCACAGGAUCCAAUGACAUAUGUCGUUGGAGAUAUGGAUUGGAUUUUGGCUGUUGAAAGACCUGUCAUUAAUACGGAAAACAAAUUUCCAGGAGUGUCCGUUGAUAUCAAGGUGUCAGAUGUUGCCAUGACUCUCACACAAGAACAAUAUCAAAUGAUUUUUAAGGUCAUUGAUGGAAAUGUGAACGACAAUGCUGGUUUUGCAAAAAUAGAGGAAAAGAAUGAUAAAGAGAUGACCUCAUCCACUGGUACAAGCGCUACGCCCGUUAAGAAAGAAACCACAGAACAAGAUGCUAAAAUUACUGAUGUCACAGUCAAGGUUCUCUUCUCCAAUUUGAAUUUAACAGUCUCGAAAUCAACAGAAGAUUCAUUGGCACGAAUGAACAUGUAUGACCUCAAUGUAGACUUUAAUAUGAAGCGAAGUGGAUUGUCGAACACGAGCGUUUCAAUCAGUGCAGCAGAUGCUCAUGAUCUCCGAAAAUCCGACAGUUACUUCAAGACCUUUGUUGAUACUCGACAGGAUCAAACAUCUUUCACAAAAUCUCAACAUUUCCUGCUUGUGGACGUUGUGAACGAUCCAGAGAAAUCCCUUGUCAAAGUAGAUGUUAAAAUGGGAAAUCCUCGUAUUAUUUUCAUUCCUGAAAUUGUAUUUGAUAUCCAGAACUUCUUCAUGAACAUGAGACCACAAAAACCACCAAAAGGAAAGAUUCUAUCUUUUGAAAAUAUGCCUGUUGGUGACAUUCAUAUCAAUACUGACAUUACAUUGGGAGCUGACUUGUCGUUAACACCCACAAAGCGAUUAAUUGUCCAUACCAUUGAGGGUGGAAAUAUUGAAAUUAACGGUAACGGUCACAUCAUUGAUCUGCCAUUCGUUCAACAAGUUUUCAAAAUUGAAGCGGGCAUGACCUUAACAUUGACCAAUGUAGUCAUUAAGAAAGAACCUGAACACAAAUUGGAGGAUUAUUGUGAGUUGGCGGACAAGGCGUCAAUAGUUUUUGGAAAUGGAAGUAAAUUCAUCAGCAACAAGGAAGGAGCUACCAAUGAAGACAAAUCAAGCACCAUUGUAAGCGUGUUUGUGGACAAUCCAAAUGUCAUGUUUCCCGUCAAGCCCAAUGAUCCUAAUAGCAGGCUUUUGGUAGUAAGAUCUCAACUGAAAUUCAAAAUGCAAACGAGCGCUACAAAGCAGCUCUUUGUUGUGAGUAUCCAUGAGUUGACCAUGUUUGUUGAUAGUUUCCAGUCUUCAAGUCAAGUCAUGAUGAAAAAUAAUAUUUUAGAGCCUCUCUCGUUGGAUUUAGAAUACUUCUCAGAACACAAGUCGCGAGUUGACAUUUUGAGCGAUGUUAAGGCGAAAAUUGAUGGAAACAUUCGAGCACGAGUUUCCUAUCAAGAUGUUAAAAUGAUCACUGAAGUGGUGAACCAUUUCACAGAAGCCAUGAAAAAACCCAAGACGACAGACAGUAGCUAUCUAUUGUCCGAUGAUCAUUUAGCGAAUCAUCUCUCCGAUAAUUCUGAUAUUUCCGAUGAAGAAGAGGAAUUUGAAGAAGCCAAAGAUGAAAUUGAACACAUUGAUGGACAGUUUGUUCUUAGUGACUAUGUCGAGUCGAGAGACUCUCUCACAAACCAUUGCAAAUUGAGAACUUCUCUCAGGACUCAACGAGUAAUGCGUUUUCGUUCAGCUUCGAUAUGA
Molecule: messenger RNA, 5646 nt
Organism: Naegleria lovaniensis
Lineage: Eukaryota; Heterolobosea; Eutetramitea; Acrasida; Naegleriidae
Exons: 3
Coding region: 1-5646 (1881 amino acids)
Biological process (GO): protein targeting to vacuole; protein retention in Golgi apparatus
Cellular component (GO): extrinsic component of membrane
Source: RefSeq, a predicted model, not a curated record